AUGACUUUCAUUGUCGUGUUGCGCGGAGCCAGGGAGCAUAAUCUUGCCAUAUUUGGGGCUUGCUUGUUGCCUGCUUGUGCUCCGCCGCGUCGCCUCGGCUUUGGCUUCGGCUUCGGCUUCGGCAGGUUUCGUUUUGGUAAUGGUGAGGCUAAUGAGGCUAAUGGCGGGUGUGCCCUCAUUUGCUUCAUCCAAAGUACACGGCAGCGCCGACCCUCGUCCACGGGCGUCGCCCCAGCAGGCGUCUGUGAUGACCAUGGCAAGCUCUGGCAGCGGUGCCGGGGACGCUGGCGGGGGCAGGAAGGGAGGCUCCCGCGCCCCCCAGCCCCCCGAGGAGGAGCCCCUCCAGCCCCCCGCCGCCGCCACCGCCGCCGCCGCCACCACCGCCGCCGCCACCGCCGCCGCCGCCGCCGCUACGACCGCCUCGCCCGCCGUCUCCUGCGCGGGCAACGUGUCGGGUCUCCCGCGCGCCAACGACAACUACGAGGAAGUCAGCAUCAUCGGCAACGGUCAUACGGCACGGUGUACUGCGCGCGCGACCGGAACAACCCGGACCGCGUGGUGGCCCUCAAGAAGAUUCGAAUCACCCUCAACGAAGACGGGGUCCCCGGGAACGCCGUCAGGGAGAUCGCCCUCCUCAAGCAGCUCGAGCGGUUCGAACACCCCAAUAUUGUCAGGUAA
Messenger RNA from Penaeus vannamei (Pacific white shrimp), 678 nucleotides. The record is from RefSeq and is a predicted model, not a curated record. NCBI's taxonomy places the organism in Eukaryota, Metazoa, Arthropoda, Malacostraca, Decapoda, Penaeidae.